UCUCCAGAUGAUGCGUGGCUCUACUAGACACGCGUGACCAUACGGUGAAGUCUUCCUACCAGUUGCUCACAUUGUCUUCCUGUCUCUCACCUGCAAUCCGCAGGCUUGGACGCCACAGGUAUGGCUGUGAAAGUCAAACGUCCACUCGGGACAGAAGGAUCCGGCGUGUGGUCUACUCCACGUACAAUUGUUUCUCGUGCCGUCCGGGAGACAAACAGGCGGCAAGAUCACGAGUGCAGAAGCACAGUGAUACCGACUAUUGCAAACGUUGGGGAGUCCGCAAAAGAUCCCGAGGGGAAGCAUAUAUAUGGGUCGUAUACUUUACGUCCCAACGUUCCUCCAGCCUUCAUCUCCCGAGCGAAACAAUGCUGCCUACCGUAUUCCCGGACGGCACUGUGUGCGAGGACCCAAGCGGCGGCGCCACAUCACCAUAUCGAAUCCAUCACUAUUCCUGGAGGCUAUGGUGUUCGCAGAGACGUGGCAAGUUCCUCCUUCUCCAGGAAAUGCAAGAGCCAGGGGAUAUUGGUACACACACCUCCGGAACGCAAUACAUCUGUAGUUUGUGCGGCAGGGCAUUUCACAGAGACGAUCAGCUGCACAGGAAGCACAUUAGGGUCGGUGCACGUUGUAACUUUAGCAGCGCCAUCAGGGCAUUUCAGAUGUCCCUACUAUGUGGGGACGGGGUAUAAAUGUGUUGUUGUGCAGUACUCAAGAGCGAGGGCCGUACACGUGGCAGAACCUAGCACUGCAGUGACUCUCAUGUUGAAUAAUCAAGCAAACUGAGGGGACGUGAAUGCGUGUCUGCUAUGUAUCUCACGUACUCGCCGCUGCGAGAAUACGUAACUCCUACCGACUGUCAUGUAGAGAUCACCUAUAUGAGACGAAUAUCGUCUUUCCCUACAUCUAAGCUAUGUUCGGUGUAUAUAACCGCACUCC
Molecule: messenger RNA, 936 nt
Organism: Rhodofomes roseus
Lineage: Eukaryota; Fungi; Basidiomycota; Agaricomycetes; Polyporales; Fomitopsidaceae
Exons: 5
Coding region: 121-783 (220 amino acids)
Source: RefSeq, a predicted model, not a curated record